This is a messenger RNA of Diaporthe amygdali, 1059 nucleotides long. RefSeq lists its product as uncharacterized. The coding region runs from base 1 to 1059 and encodes 352 amino acids. NCBI's taxonomy places the organism in Eukaryota, Fungi, Ascomycota, Sordariomycetes, Diaporthales, Diaporthaceae. The record is from RefSeq and is a predicted model, not a curated record. Gene Ontology annotation, molecular function: oxidoreductase activity, acting on the CH-CH group of donors, NAD or NADP as acceptor. The transcript is spliced from 2 exons.
AUGUCUACACCCAACAAGACCUUCAUCUUCAAGAAGGUCCCUAAGGGCUUCCCAGUGCCCGGGCAAGACCUCGUGACCGAGGACCGACCCAUUGAUCUGAAUGCUGUCCCCCAAGGCGGCUUGGUCCUUCAAAAUUUUGUCAGCAGCUUCGACCCCUACAUGCGUCCGCGAAUGAGGGACCCAGGCAUCAAGUCCUACUCGCCAGCUUUCGACUUGGACGGGCCUGUGACGAGCCACUGCAUCGCCAAGGUUCUCAAAUCCAAUAGCCCGGACUUCAAGGAGGGUGACCUGGUUGCCGCCUUCGUCAACAUCGCUGAGUACUCUUACGCGCCCAAGGAGCUGAUCGCCGGGAAGCGCGUGUUCAAGCUCCACAACCCUCACAACCUCGACCUCGCGCUCUUUGUCGGCACCCUGGGCAUGCCCGGCCUGACGGCUUAUUCUUCCCUGUACAAGAUUGGCCAGCCCAAGAAGGGGGAGACCAUCUUCAUCAGCAGCGCUGCAGGAGCUGUGGGCCAAGUCGUCGGCCAAAUCGCCAAGCACGAGGGUCUCACCGUCAUUGGCAGCGUGGGUUCGGAUGAUAAGCUGGACUUCAUCACCAAAGAGCUUGGUUUCGAUGCCGGCACGAACUACAAGAAGGAGUCGACUGCCGAUGCGCUGAAGAGGCUGGCGCCCAACGGCAUCGAUAUUUACUACGAGAACGUCGGCGGCGAGGUCUUGGAGGGAGCGCUGGAUGCCUUGAACACACACGGCAGGAUCAUCGCCUGCGGAAUGAUCUCUCAAUACAACGCCAAGGACGCGUCUGAGCGAUAUGGAGUCAAGAACUUGAUGCACAUCGUCACAAAGAGAAUUACCAUGCAAGGCUUCAUCGUUGGCGACCCGGGCUUCGGGCCGGCCUACGCCCAGGAACACCAGGAGAAGGUGCAGUCGUGGCUCGCCGACGGAAGCUUUAAGGCCAAGGUGCAUGUCACAGACGGCAUCGACAACGCCGCAGAGGGCUUCCUUGGUCUGCUCGAGGGCAAGAACUUCGGCAAGGCCGUGCUGAAGAUUGCGGACUACUAG